GACAACGUGUGGUGUUUGCGGCGUCCAGUGAGAAUACCUUAUAUGUAAUAAGGACAGCGGGAAUAAGGGACGGACUUUGAAACAGUCUUGUGUUGGGAACCGAUUAACCGUGACUCUGUGGUUCCGGAACAACUCAGUCCACACAGCUGUGGUGACAAAAAGAGCGAGAGAAUCAGUCAAAAAGAAAGACGGGUGAAAUGUAUUUAUGAAUGUAUAGCAUUGUCGUGAGUGUAGAAGUCUACGUACACUGUAGCCUAUAGUUUGCAUACAGGCGGAGUUUGUAUAGCAUUUGUAGCUUACAAUGUUGUCAGUAAAGACGACCACCUAGACCAAAGUUCAUGCGGGUCGCUGGGAAGGCACUCCUUCCUCUAUCAAACUGUACUUAUUCUCUACCAAACUAUACGUGUUCUGACGUAAUCGCUUCAAGAAAUGUCCAUCAUGUCUUACAAAAGCCAAAAAGUUCAGGCCUUACCCUUUAUCUCUGACGGUUUACCUUAAGGUCUUCUCAAGUAGUUUGCUGUCUUUCCUGUGCGGCCGGCGACUGGGUGACCCACCUAUUUAUAAUCAGCCACACCUCCACGCAGGGACUGACGCGCGGAGGAUUUACAGGUAGUCGCUGAGAAGACUACAGAGUUGUAACAGAACCUGAUAACAGGAUAGUCGAGGCAAUUUGCCGAAGGCGACUAUUCCGGGGAAACUUGCUAACGGUCUACGGUGCGCGGUCUCUAAUUAACAGUGAGGAGAAGUGUACACGUGAACUGAACAUCGGUGCCGGUCUUAACGAAUGACGUGACUCUAAACAUUUCUCAGCACUUCCGGUGGAAUUCACCAAUCAGUGUCUUUGACACAAAGACAUUUUCGUAUCAUGGCUCCCUCGUCAAGGACGACGGUAUUUUUUGGGUUAGGACUAUCAUUGGGCCUAGUUAUUUCAUUCACUUUGACUACUUACUCGUCGUUGAAAUUAACACUGCCCAAGAUUGUCUAUCACGCCUCCUAUGGCUCUGAACUCGGUUCGGACGUGGAUAAAACUAGAGGUCUCAACAUAGAUGAGCAUAUUUUGUUUCCAAAUGAAAGAGCAAACAAUCUGAAAGGCCCUAAUCGAUUCCCACAGAGCAUUCAUUCGCACGAAGAACUCGACAAACUGGGAGGCCCAGACAAAGAAUUCCACUUUAAAGAUGCGCAUGCGCACAAUGAUGAUUCCACAGUUGCCGAGGAAUUGUACCACAAAGUUCGCGUCCUCUGUUGGAUAAUGACGUCACCAGAUAAUCUUCAAAAGAAAGCCAUUCACGUGCGAGCCACGUGGGCUAGGCGAUGUAAUAAACUUCUGUUUAUGAGCUCCGUAACAAAUAGCUCCUUUCCGACCAUAGGACUGAAUAUAUCCGAAGGGCGGGAACAUCUGACAGCCAAAACAAUGCGCGCGUAUAACUACGUCGCCGAUAACUACAUGGACGAAGCUGAUUGGUUCAUGAAGGCAGACGACGACACUUACGUCAUCUUGGAGAACCUGCGUUAUUUCUUGUCGGAUGUUGACCCUAACGAACCGGUGUUCUACGGUCACCUGUUUAAAACGAUUGUGAAACAGGGUUAUUUUAGCGGAGGAGGGGGCUAUGUCCUGAGUAAAGAGGCACUAAAACGCCUUCGAGGACGUGACCAAAAUCAAUGCCGUAGUGACGGUGGAGCGGAAGACGUGGAAAUUGGCAAGUGUAUGGAAAAACUUGGUGUAAAAACAGGAAAGUCUCACGAUUCUUUCGGACGGAGUCGCUUUCACUGUUUUGACCCAGAGAUGCAUCUGCGCGGGGGCUUUCCUGACUGGUACUAUACUUACGAUGCUCAUGGAGCCAAAUCGGGCCUGGGUAGCAUAAGUGACUAUGCCAUCUCAUUCCACUAUAUACCUCCUCAAAGGAUGUAUGCGUUGGAGUUCUACGUGUAUCAUCUACGCCCUUAUGGUUUGGUCUCCAAAUCACAGAGCCUUAACCUAAAGACAAACAGUACGUCCUAGUCCCCUAAAGACAAACAGUACGUCCUAGUUCCGUUCAUCAUCGGGGUCACAUUCCACAUCCACCUGUAAACACUUCCGAUCACGUGUUGUGUGUCUGACGUCAGAAAGUAACAAUUUGAGAUGUUGAGGACAAUAAAUAACGUUGUUAGUACCAACCACAAAGCCAGUGCUAGUCCUGAGCGAAGUUCGUUAAAACCAAUGCUACAGAAAAGCAUACACCAAGAUGACGAGGAAAGAUUUCCCUCGACAUCAGAUCACAACAGAAGCUCUUGAAUAACCGGCGUAUGUUGAUACUUGCGUGACCGGUUUAGAUAUAGUAAUAUGAGCUUAUAAUCGAGUUAAAAUGAUGACUGCAACUGAUGUUUACAAGCGCUGUAACCAGAAGAAAGUAGUGAAAUAUUUGCUUCCAUAAAUGUUUUCUUCCUUCCUCUUUGACUUUGGGAAUUGGGAAACAUUGGGAAUUCUUCCCCGUCUAACGCUGUUUGAAUAUCCCUGUGAUUUUGACUGAUUUAUGCAAGGAAAAUUUCACCAUGGAAUCGUUUCCUAUUGGACGCAUCAUGUGAUGUCAAACUUCGUUGUGUUGUCAAACUUUGUUGUACCGAGGAGCUGUUUUCCUUGUUCAGUGGCUAUCGAAGGCAUGGAGCAGACGAUCAUAAAUUAAGCAGUUUGCUCCCAAGAGUUCUGUACAACUUGUGUACAAAUUUUUCCUCCCGUAUUCUUCUGACAUUUCAGAGCUGUUAGCUGAGGCUUCGUUUUGGUGCGAGUGCAUGUGUACUGGUGUGUGUUGUGCAACGUAGAAGGGUGUGUCAUAUUGAACAACAUAAUUCGUGAUCUAACCUUGUCUCUGGUGCCAAUGAGGCACAGGUGUUUUGACCUCAAGUCCAUUUUGUUGGUGUGCUAGGAUCUCCUGCCCUCCUACAACAUUUUAACUGUGACACAAAGAAAAGCAUGUAUAUUACUUAGUUACUUAGUUACUGUUGGGGUGUAAGUCGUGUGAUGGCGUGGCAUAAUUUUGAUUUAUUUUAAUUUAACGGUUUAUAUUUAUUGGCAUCGUCCUUGUCCAGAAUAACUCAUGUCAGGGUUUACAUGCAUACAUACAUACAUAUUGGUUUAUAUGGCGACUCCUUUUUUAAGUUUUCGUAUAUUUAUUCAUACUUAUUUCAUACAUUAUUUCAUACAAAUUAUGGACUUAAGAAAACAGUUGGCUCAAGUCAUCCAAGAACAUGCAGAUAAUCGACUUUUGACAAAUUGGAGGCCCUGAAGUACAUUGUCUCACUGUGGCUUAAGACUUAUCAGGAAGUCUACCUGCGCAUGGACAUUUCUUCGGAAGAAAAAACGUGAAACGUACAUGCGAGUAUGCAUGUUUUGAGAUCCACAAAUUUGUGUAAGUUUACAUGAUUGGAUAUUGAAGAUUACGACAGCUUGUGGGUCGACUCCAUGUUUUGUGUGAUUGCACGAAAUACACCACAGGUGAACUAAGUAUUUUAAAUGAUGUAUUGGCAUCCAGUUCAGUAGAAGCCUUAUUUCCAAAAAUAAUGACCGGGAAGAACUUUCUCAUGUUAAAGACACAAAAGUCAAGUUAAUUAUUUACUUUUGCUCGACAAGUAUUUGUAUACAGUCAGUAAAUACCAAUAAUACAGAGAGAUAAAACUUAAAUGAAUAGGUUUUGUUACAGGUUACAAGAUAAGCCGUUCAAGAAAACUAUUCAGACACCUUUUGGAGAAAAGUUUUAGAGAAUCUCGGAUGUUAUUGGUUUUUUGUCAAAUUGGACGUUUGAAUAUUGUAUCCGUUGCCUUUCUUUUUGAACAUUAGUGUCCCACUGUGUAUCCAUAUUGUGCUUCCACUGGUCAGAUCAGUCCAAGCUUUUUGAAAACCUGUCAGUUUAUCUCUAUUUUGUGAAUUACAUGCAGCUAUAUACAGGAGAGUUUUAAAUCUGUGAAAGUAUAAGAAUCAAUCCCGACAUUCGUAUACCACUGGCAGAGUAUGUAAUAAUGUAAGUAGUAAAAAUGCUGAGAAAUUGAGAAACUCUCACACAUUGGGUUAGACAGAGUAAGAGUAAAUACAUCAAUGGCCUUCAGUCUCCCAUUUGUCUGCAGGUAACUCAUUCGUGAAAAGACACAGAAAGGGACAGACACAUAAGACUGUCUUCACAUGUUUACAUCAGAGACAGAAGUGCUAACCAGAAGUCAUGCGUUAAUUUGUAUUACUAUACAGACCAUAAAAAUGCCCACAGAAAUGGUGUACGCCAGAAUCCGGUUUACACAGGCAGUCGGAGAUGUUACGGAGGUUGGAUUUGAACCGCUUCAUGGUAAGUGUGUUAAUGACGCCAUGCAAAUAUCAAGGGCUGUAAUACUUCAUGCAUGAAUGGCAUAUCUUGCAUCAGGGUUUCAAUCCACCAAGCAGAUUUGGAAGUAUUUAAGGGCGGUGGUUUCUCGUUUACAUGGAAAUGAGGCAAAACGUCCUUUUUCAGAAAAGAAAUAGGUAGAAUUCAAAUGUGUCCCUGUGUUAUUCCAACAUAAAGCAGGAUUCUGCUGGUGGACUAAAAAUCCCGGAGGGCUGGUCCAUUAGCAUUGUUUUAAUCUUACUGUAUAUUAAAUGUGAUGAUAACACAGCAUUUUGAGAAAUUCUAGACCAGUUACGUCUAACAGAAUGCAAUUAAUAUCACUGCAUUUUUUUUACCUAAUUCUGCUUAAGCCAUGGUGCUAGGGGGCUUGUAAUUCGCUACUGUUUAUGUAUUUUCAUGAACAGUUAGAAUAAAACCCUGACUGAGGUAAAUUGACAAGGGGCCAUAUUUCACCGGUUACCUGUUACCAUUUGCCAGCUGUCACACUCGUCGCUGCUAUGGAUUUACUUUCUAGGCUGUACGUCUUUUGUAGUAUUACUCAUGGAUGGCCAAGUUUCCUAAUUCAUUGUCUUGUGACAUUACUUGAUGUGAACUAUGCAAUGAAAGUAUAUGUUACAUAAAAAGGUAGUAAAAACUUAUCCUAUCACACUUCGUAUAUGUACAGAGCGGGUUCUUUCUCUGUGUUUGGGAGUUUAAGAGUACUAAAAAUGACAAUAGCUCAAUAGCUUCUGUACUUAUUGAUUGGGAAUGUUACUCAUCUAUAUUGAAAAUUUAUGCUAUCUUGAUUGAAAUAUUAGUUCAAUUAUGAAUGAAAUACUUUUAUUAACAUCUUCAUGUGCUGGGUUUAAAUUUCCCAGAUUGUUUUGGCUAUAUUUGUUUACUGGAUAUGAUAUUCGUCUAUAUUAGAACUUUGCGACUUGUUGAUUGAAAAGUAAAACUGAAUUAAAAAUAAAAUAUAUUUUUGAACAUCCACAUUCUGUGCUUGAAUUCCCGGGACUGUUUUGUCUGUCGUCAUGGAUGUAACAUAUGGUGAGUGCAUGUGCUUGAAUUCCCGGGACUGUUUUGUCUGUCGUCAUGGAUGUAACAUAUGGUGAGUGCAUGUGCUUGAAUUCCCGGGACUGUCUUGUCUGUCGUCAUGGAUG
Molecule: messenger RNA, 5485 nt
Organism: Liolophura sinensis
Lineage: Eukaryota; Metazoa; Mollusca; Polyplacophora; Chitonida; Chitonidae
Product: glycoprotein-N-acetylgalactosamine 3-beta-galactosyltransferase 1-like
Exons: 4
Coding region: 866-1999 (377 amino acids)
Cellular component (GO): membrane
Molecular function (GO): N-acetylgalactosaminide beta-1,3-galactosyltransferase activity
Source: RefSeq, a predicted model, not a curated record